CGAUCAACGCCAUAUUGCGUUCAGUUUACACGGCUUUCGAGACGCGGACGCACCAUUUGUGUUAUUUAAAUUUCAGUUCAGACAUAUAAUAAUAUCAAAAUGGGUUGUGGUGAAUUCUUGGUAAAAUACAUAUUGUUCUUCGCGAACCUAUUCUUUGCGCUAGCUGGUAUAGCGCUUAUAGGACUAGGUGUCGCCGUUGAGCUGCAAGUGUCAGAGGUGACCGAGAUAUUUGAGGACUCGCAAAUAUUCCAGCUAACACCGAUCGGAGCCAUCGUCGUAGGAUGCAUCGUGUUCAUUGUUGCAUUCUUCGGAUGCUGCGGUGCCAUUAGAGAGAGCAAUUGUAUGCUCGUCACUUACGCUAUAUUUAUGAUCGUUCUUAUGAUCUUGAAAAUAACGCUGGCUACGUUGAUAUUUGUGAAACAAGACGAACUUUUGAAUGACAUUCCGCGCUGGUUGACGGAAGGUUUCUCCAGGGAUCCAGUAGCAUUCCAGAGCAUCGAAAGAUCAUUCAAGUGCUGCGGUCCUAUGGGCCCUGCCUCCUACCUCUCUCUCACACUGCCGGAGUCCUGCUGUGCCAGUACACCUUGCACCGUUGUCAACGCCUACUCUGGUUGCAAUACCAUUGUCCAAGACUUCUUCCAGACCUUUGGAUUGGCCAUUGGGGUUGUAGCCAUCAUCGUCGUGGCUAUUGAGUUGAUCGCAGUCGUGUUCGGCCUUUGUCUCGCAAACCACGCCCGCAACAAGAGCAGGCGCACGCAUUACUAAGCUCAAAUACUUAACACACUAUCGUUAGAUUAAGUUUAAUGAGAAUCGUCGUAUUAAUGUCGCAUGUUAACAAUUACUUUACGUAAUAUAAUUCCGUCUACAAUGUAUUACAUUAAUUUCUUAAUAACUAACAAAAGUUCAAUCGAAUUUUUCAAAAUAAUAAAUGCGUCAGAUUCACACUAUAAGACAUAAUUCGUAUUACUUUUGGCUUUGAACUUUUUAUUAUUUUGAUAGCGGAUUCGGAUAAUGUCAUCUGUAAAGCCUUUACGGUUCUAAAGAUUCAGCCCUGUGAUAGACAGUCAGACAAUCAUAGAUUUUGUAAUAGAAAAAAAAAGUCUCUAAAAGUGUCAUUUAUUAGAAUUUGUUGGAAAAGUUAAAUAACACUUUCCGUCAAUUCGUUUCUUUAUUUAAGAUUAUAUAUAUACAGUAUCACCUUGUAUGAUAAGUAGUGAUAUAUACAUAGCUGUACUAAGGUAUACUAUCCUAUAUAUACUAGGUAUUAUAACGUAAAGAAGAGCGCUAGUAAUGACAGUUAUAUACUUAUGAUAUAUUGAGAUGGGAUAGAAAAACGAAGACGUGUUCAAUGUACUGAUACGGUAAUUAGUCAAGACGUAACUGACUGAGCGAGCGAAUCAGAUGCCAAAUCUCUGCAGGUUUAAAUGCGUUAGGGUUGCUUGUACCUUGAAAUACAGGGUAGUUACUACGUUUUAAAAUAAAGUCUCUUUAUUUUGAUUUUUUUAGUUACAUCUCAAUUUACCAAGACAUGUUGGAAUUAAAGGAAUAGGAUUAAUUAAGUAUAAAAAAAAUAUGUUCAAAUCACGUUUUGACUGACAAAAACUUAUUAAAACUGAUGAUUUUGCGUCUCUAAAAUACUUAGUACUAGCAUUGUAUAAAACUUACAAUUUGUAAUUAGGAUAACCUAGGGCGCACGCCGACUUAAAAUAUAAUUAACAUAAGUGAUAAAUGUUUAUAAUAAACAAUAAAAACAA
This is a messenger RNA of Vanessa tameamea, 1754 nucleotides long. Its product is annotated as 23 kDa integral membrane protein-like. The record is from RefSeq and is a predicted model, not a curated record. The coding region runs from base 100 to 765 and encodes 221 amino acids. NCBI's taxonomy places the organism in Eukaryota, Metazoa, Arthropoda, Insecta, Lepidoptera, Nymphalidae. Gene Ontology annotation, cellular component: plasma membrane. The transcript has 5 exons.